This is a messenger RNA of Ceratitis capitata (Mediterranean fruit fly), 807 nucleotides long. RefSeq lists its product as uncharacterized. The record is from RefSeq and is a predicted model, not a curated record. The transcript is spliced from 3 exons. The coding region runs from base 142 to 801 and encodes 219 amino acids. NCBI's taxonomy places the organism in Eukaryota, Metazoa, Arthropoda, Insecta, Diptera, Tephritidae.
GGCAAGUUUCAGUUUACUUUUACCAUUCGAAUGUGCAGCGGCGUAGCGGCGUUGAGCAUUUAUUAAAGGAGACAAAGAAGUGUAGUGAUUUCUUUUAAGUUGUGUUUUAACUUGCAAAGAACAAAAGAGAAAUUAAUAAAAAUGCAAAAGUUUUUACAAUACGCAACAAUCGUUGGAUUACUCUGCCUCUUCGGCAGCAGAGGAGUUUCGGCACAAAACAAUACUCAAAAUCUAAUUCAGUGUCAGGAUGCAAACAGUUUGAUGAAUUUAACAACAAAUUUUACUGGCUCUUGGUACGAGUCAAGUCGCUCUCCAGCAAGUGCACUAGGUUGUGUGGCUCUCGAUUUAGUUUCGAACGCAACUGGUCUAUAUCUAAAUCUGACAAUGCCGACAAGUGCCAAUGCACUUAACAUUAAUCAAACACUCACCUAUUCAUUGGACUUCCAAGCUCCAAACGUGACAGGCCAGACUUCACCAAUGACUGGUUAUAGUUUCAGUUCGAGCCUUGGAAAUGUAACGGUAAAAGUGUUGUCAACCGAUAACACGAAUUAUGCAAUCAUUUGUGGCUACACAAGUAUUGCUAACAGCUCAUUUGGCGCGAUUCUUACACGCCAACGUCCGGUUUCGAGUGCAACAUUAACCUCAUAUGCCGUUUCGGUUAACAGUACUUAUGCAGAUUUCUCUAAUAUGACCGAUCUUACUCAGAGUAGUGUCUGCUACGAGAGCUCUGCUGCUUCACAUGCCUCUGCUUUAUCGUUCGUUUUUGCAAUUAUUUAUGUUUUAUUUAAGUUUGUUAAUUGAAAAAAA